AUGGCAAGGGAAGUAGACUUGAAGAAGAUUGAAUUGAAAGUGUCUGCUAACUGCUGUGAAGGGUGCAAGAAAAAGGUGAAGAGGGCAUUAGGAAGGAUUGAAGGUGUUCUGAAGCUGGAUAUAGACACUUUGCAGCCCAAAGUAACAGUGUUAGGCAACGUGAAUCCACAAAUAUUAAUCAAAAGGCUUUUAAAAGUUGGAAAGCAUGCAGAACUCUGCAGAUACGAGGAAUUUGAAGCAGGAAAGAAAGAGGCAGGAAUAGCAGCCAUAACGAGAGAGGCAGAAAAACAAAACAAUGGGCAUCGGGAAGAAAAGCAGGUCGAUUCAGAUGACAUUAAAAUUGAGAAAGCUAGGGAAAUCAGAGAAGGGGGAAGCAGAGGCAAGAACCAAGAUCCAAGAAAGGAAAACAAGGAAUCGAAAUCUAACAUGACAGCAAAUAUUUUCAGUUCGCCUCAAGAUAUGAAGCAGGAAAAUCCUCUUAUGCCUCAUCCGGAGUCAGAUUUCGAUGUUCAACCACAAGUUGAUUUCAGGGUUCAUCCGAGCAUGCAUCCACACAGUAACAUCAAAAUUCAUCCUCAGCACUGUUACAUUGCUCAGCCUUGCGCAGUGGCAGUUCCCUAUUAUGCAAUACCUUCAUAUCCAGCGCCUCCCAUUGAAGGAUAUUGCCAUCUUGACAAAUCAAGCUUUCAACCACCGUUCCUGAGACCGGCUGAACGAGUGGGGGACUAUUUCAGUGAUGAGAACACCAUGGGAUGCCAUGUGAUGUGA
Molecule: messenger RNA, 768 nt
Organism: Neltuma alba
Lineage: Eukaryota; Viridiplantae; Streptophyta; Magnoliopsida; Fabales; Fabaceae
Product: heavy metal-associated isoprenylated plant protein 35-like
Exons: 3
Coding region: 1-768 (255 amino acids)
Molecular function (GO): metal ion binding
Source: RefSeq, a predicted model, not a curated record